AUGCUGACCCGACCACUGAGACGACUUCUUGGUCGUCCCUUUGUUAUAUCCCACUUCCAUACUUCCCCAUCCUGGUCCUCAAAGGUCCUACGCCAGUUCAAGCUUGCUGACAUUGGCGAGGGUAUCACUGAAUGUGAGGUCAUCAAAUGGAGCGUGAAGGAAAAUAGCGCUAUCCAAUCCUUUGACCCGAUGUGUGAGGUGCAGAGUGACAAGGCCAGUGUGGAGAUCACCAGUCCGUUCGAUGGAAUCGUGAAAGAGCUUCUUGUGAAAGAGGGUGAGGUGGCAAAGGUUGGGCAGGGGCUGUGUACCAUUGAAGUCGAGGAGGAUGGGGAGGGAGAGGACAGUCCACAGCCAAUAGCACCUUCCUCAGAAUCUCCUGCUCCUCCUGCCCCACCACCUCCGCCACCGCCAUCAACUGAGAAACCUACAGAAGAGCAGUCCACACCACGACGCUUGCAUCCCCUAGACCCUAAUUACAAACCCGACGCUGUGUUCACGAAUGCUGAGAACGUACUCGCGACACCCUCCGUGCGGCACUUUGCUAAACGUAUGGGUGUUGAUUUGGCGAAUCUUUCUCCUGGAAGUGGGAGAGAUGGGAGGGUGGAGAAGAAAGAUGUAGAGAACUAUUUGUCUGGAGCGUCAGGUGUUGAUGCCGAUGGUAGUCUCAGCGUGAAGGCUCCUGGCGCAAGUAUGGGCGCUGAUGUGGUCGUUGAACUGGGGAGAACGAGAUAUGGGAUGUGGAAGGCAAUGGUAAAGAGCUUGGAAAUACCUCAUUUUGGAUACUCUACAACACUGGACAUCACAGCACUAAACAACAUGUUACCCAUCCUGAACGCACACAUACCUUCGCAUUAUGCUCCUCCCCCAAGCACACCUCUUCCGCCGCUCUCCAUCAGCCCUUCAGCACUCUUCCCUGCUCCUUCCCCUCCAAGCGUUUCACCAUCCGGCCAAUACACCAAACUAACCUACCUCCCCAUCCUCCUCAAGACGCUCUCAAAAGCCAUGCUUGAGUGGCCCAUCCUCCGUUCGUCCAUUACCCCAGACUCCAUUGCAGACGGACGCAAACCCACCCUCACUAUCCGCCCCCAGGCCGAUAUCAGCAUCGCGCUCUCUACGCCCACGGGGCUCUACACCCCCACCAUCCCCUGCGUUGACGGACACUCCAUCUACGCGCUCGCCUCGCGCCUCAAGCACCUCGCACACGCGGGACGUCAGACGCCCUGCGCGCUCACGCCUGCCGAGAUGCCCAAGCGGGGCGGGACGAUCACGGUGUCGAACGUGGGCGCGGUGGGCGCUGGGGAGUUUGCGGCGCCUGUGCUUGUCCCUGGUGGGGGCGUGGCGAUCGUGGCGGUGGGGCGCGCGAAGUGGGUGUGGGAUGUGGAGAGGGGUGAGGGGAAGGGGGAGAGAAGGCUGAAGGUGGGGGUGAGCUGGAGUGCGGAUCAUAGGGUGCUGGAGGGCGCGGAGUUGGCGGCGUUUGUGGAGACGUGGAGAGGGUAUGUAGAAGCUCCUGAGCGGUUGAUUGCGGAGGGAGUGUGAAGUGAAGAGGGAGAGAACCAUAAAGUGGAAUGAGUGGGUAAUGUUUUGAAAUGUCUGUACUGAUAUAUGAAAUGGCGAAGAUUCUGGAUUUUU
This is a messenger RNA of Serpula lacrymans var. lacrymans S7.9, 1629 nucleotides long. RefSeq lists its product as uncharacterized. Gene Ontology annotation, cellular component: mitochondrion; cytoplasm. The coding region runs from base 1 to 1536 and encodes 511 amino acids. Lineage: Eukaryota; Fungi; Basidiomycota; Agaricomycetes; Boletales; Serpulaceae. The transcript is spliced from 4 exons. Gene Ontology annotation, molecular function: lipoic acid binding; acetyltransferase activity. The record is from RefSeq and is a predicted model, not a curated record.